Molecule: messenger RNA, 946 nt
Organism: Saccostrea cuccullata (small rock oyster)
Lineage: Eukaryota; Metazoa; Mollusca; Bivalvia; Ostreida; Ostreidae
Exons: 10
Coding region: 58-888 (276 amino acids)
Source: RefSeq, a predicted model, not a curated record
UCAUUGGAAACUUUGUUUGUAGUAUAAACUAGCUAGAAACGGACGUCCAAAAGAGCAAUGAAGAAGAGAGCCCGAGGAACCUUAAAAUGCAGAAAAGACAGCAGGACCAAGACUGAGAAUAAAGCCGUAGAAGAUGUCGAUGCAACGAGUGGGAAAUCUCUUGAAGAACAAGGAAAUGCUCCAAAGGCAUCAACAAUGUCUAAAACUUCAAUCUCUGACAUUGGCCAAAAUAAUGCAGGUCUUGCAUUGAAAGCGCAUCUGUCUGAAGAGGAUGUACGCGGUAUUCUUAGAGACGUACACAUCUCUGUGUCUAGGAGACGUACCGCCAUAGAUCAAAUAAUUACCAAAGAGCAAGCAAAUGAAUUAGCUGAUGCCUUCAUGGAGUCAUUUGAAAAAAGAGCCAAGUUUACAAAGAGGUUCUAUUUAGACGGUCGAAGAGAACCACAGGAGAUUCUCUACAAAGCAGCGGAGGAAAAUUUGAAAGAGUUGAUUAUUCGUACAACCAGCAACCCAAGUACAUUUGAAGGGAAACCACUAUUCCUACUCAAGCACCCUAUGUGUCAGCUACGAACUCCGCAAUUAGACAAAAGAAUGUGUUCCAGAAUGAGGCAAUUACGCGCGGAGAAAUUGGAAAUGCAGCAGGAUUUGUACGAUACGGCUUCAGAAAUCAUUAGAGAUCUAUGCCAAUGCGCAGAUACUAAUAUAAGAUUAAAUAGUUAUAAAGAGCUAGAGGAUUUCUUCAGCAAAGAGAAAGGGGAUCCUAAACCAACAAAGAAAGGCUGGAGAAAAUACUUCUGUCGUGUUCAUGCAACAAAACAACAGCAAAAGAAGAAAAAUUCGAGAUGGCUUAUUCGUCUUCGUCGAUUAUUCAGCCGACCCCAAUGCUAAUAUAAUAAUGAAUUUUUCACUUAGUUAAAGACAAUUAUUUAUAUUUUCGUUUGUCCAG